Messenger RNA from Ilex paraguariensis (yerba mate), 1550 nucleotides. The record is from the annotation of a GenBank genome assembly. Lineage: Eukaryota; Viridiplantae; Streptophyta; Magnoliopsida; Aquifoliales; Aquifoliaceae.
AUUGAUUCGAAUUUCAAGUAGAUAAAAAUAGCCAUCAAUUGAUUCAGGGGAAAACUAUUGAAUUGAUGAUUGAGGACAGCUGGGAUAUGAGAGUUUUACAUUAGAACUCAUGAUCAAGUUUAGAAAUGGGGUCCUUAAACAUGGAGAAGAAAUGGGUAUUUCCUCUUGUAAUAAGUUCCCUAGUAUGUGUUUUUCUUCUUGCAACCUCUUUCAAUAUGGGGCUUGUUUCUUCCUUACACACAAUCAAUUCAAUCUUCUCAAUUUUCCCGUCUCGUGUUAUGACAAACCAAACAAACCCAUCUUUUGUGGAAGAAAGGGUUAAGCAAACUCUACCCCCUCCUGCUAGGCCUUCCAUUCCUCGUUUUGCUUAUUUGAUUUCUGGCUCAAGAGGUGAUUUAGAAAAGCUUUGGAGAACUCUCCAAACACUUUAUCAUCCAUGGAAUUAUUAUGUUGUGCAUCUGGACCUAGAAUCCCCAGCAGAGGAGAGAUUGGAGCUCUCUUCCCGGGUGGAGAAGAAUCCGCUUUUUGCAAAGGUUGGGAAUGUAUACAUGAUCACCAAAGCUAACAUGGUUACUUAUAGAGGACCCACCAUGGUUUCUAAUACUCUUCACGCAUGUGCCAUUCUUCUCAAGAGAAAUAAGGAUUGGGAUUGGUUUAUUAAUCUCAGUGCUUCAGAUUAUCCUCUGGUGACUCAAGAUGAUCUUCUACACACGUUUCGAGAUUUAAAGCGAGACAUGAAUUUUAUUGAGCAUACAAGCCGAUUAGGUUGGAAGGAAGGUGAAAGGGCAAUGCCAUUGAUUGUAGACCCUGGGCUCUACCAAACAACAAAAUCAGACAUAUUUUGGGUUACACCACGAAGAACUUUGCCCACAGCGUUUAAAUUGUUUACUGGUUCAGCAUGGAUGAUUCUCUCACGUUCAUUUGUGGAAUACUGCAUCUGGGGUUGGGAUAAUCUUCCUAGAACCCUACUCAUGUACUAUUCGAAUUUUGUCUCCUCUCCUGAGGGCUACUUUCAGACUGUCAUAUGCAAUGCACCAGAAUUUGUUUCCACUGUUGUCAACCAUGACAUGCACUACAUUUCUUGGGACUUCCCUCCUAAACAGCAUCCUCACACACUCUCUCUUAAUGACACGAGCAAAAUGAUCACGAGUGGUGCUGCCUUUGCCCGUAAAUUCAAGGGAGAUGAUCCUGUCUUGGAUGAGAUUGACAAAACAUUACUCGGGCGAAAAAAUGGGAGCUUCACACCUGGUGGUUGGUGCUCCGGCAGCCUCCCUUGUUCCAAGGUUGGGAAUCCCACCAAGCUCAAACCAGGUCCAGGAGCAAAAAGGCUUCGCCGCCUUAUUGGUAGAUUACUUUUGGCAGCUAAAAUUAGUCAAAAUCAAUGUAAUUAGACUUUUCAGUGUAGCAUUCUUGCCUGCUGGUGGCAGAAGGCAAAUGAAAUUAGUAGAGUUUAAUUCACUCAACAAGCCCCACAAUAAUCACUGGAAUAUGGUAUCAAAGACAGCUCGAUUACCAUUGUUUUUUGUAGAUUCUGCUUUGGUAAGACAAAG